AUGGAGGGUAGAUCUCGGACGCCGCCACCCCCGCUCAGGACAUCCAGUACAGCUGCCUUACAAUAUCGGAAUGAAUUCAGCCAAAAGUUGAAUAAACCACUCCCACCAACGCCGUUGGAAGAGGAGAGGAGAGAAAGGAAGAAGAGUAAAAGCAAGUUGCCGAAAUUCAAGCCAACUGUUAUGCCGACUAUCUCGGCCCCAUUGAGUGUCUCACACAAAGUGCACAUCACUGUGGAUCCGGUCACCGGUGAUUUUGAGGGAAUGCCUCCUGAAUGGAGCGAGAUCCUUGGUGUGUCCGGACUGACAAAAGCGGAACAACAACAGAACCCUUGCGUUCUAUUAAAUGUACUAAAUAUUCUAUCCAACAGGGAUUACGAUAAGGAAAAGUUCAUGCUUUCUUGUGACCAAGGAAAUACAGACUCAUCACCAACUGGACAAUGCCCAUUUCUUGGCGAUACAAAUGUAACAACAGGGAGUUGCUUUUCCUCUCCACAUCACGGGAAACUUACCACUACCGAGACAGAAACACUGCCAUAUUUCACACGUAUUUCCGGACAACAAAGUGCUGUUGGUGCACGAAGUAGCAGUCUGAGCAGUGGACGAGGCAGCAGUGAAGGUGUAGGAAGUCGUAGCGGUAGUGGUAGUGGUGGCGCGGUUAGUCGCAGUAGCAGUAGUGGUCAUGGUGCCGGUGUAGGUCCUCUUGCGGCUCCGAGCAUCGCGACAAACGAACGUAGCUCUGCUCCUGGUCCAAAUGCCACAAUCCCGUCUGUUAGUCACAGUAGUUCCGGGAGUAAUUGUAGCACAGGAAGCCUGACAGCGAUCGGCCCCGGAAUGGAGUUGACUUCAGCCGUGAACCAUCGAAGCAUUCCUACCAGUCUGCCCACGAGUAUGUGCUCAAAUCAUCAAUUUUGCGCCUCUAUGACCAACUCCUCUCGGACCGUACCAACUGGACCGGGGGGACAUUCGUUGACGAAUGCUGACUUCGCCGUUCUCCCAAACUAUUCGACUUCGCACAUGACACCACAGCCUCCACUCCCUCCCCUGGCCCAUGUGCCGAGUACAGCGCAUGGUGUUCAGCCAUCAUACGCAUCACCAGCGGCGGUUGAUGGAAAAUCGGAUCCAAGAUUGACCACCUCCGUGGCCAAUAAAGAUUAUCACACUCGGAUGAAUACAGUUGUUCCACACGGUCUAAAUGACUCUCCGUACGUACAACGCGCAGGUUACCCGAAAGGGCAAGCUGCACCUAGGGCUCAAUGGCAAUCCACCCUAGCUGGGCCGCCUCCAUUGUCUCCUGGCUUGCCAAGACGAUUUGCUGACGGCAUUUUACCACCAGAAACGGCUGCUCACAUCCAGUAUUCGUCCGGUCAAUCUUCACCAUCACCGGCAGGUUCUGUGACCCCGGUACCCACACCACGUCGCGAAUCGCUGUCCACUAACACAGUUCCGGCCCGAGCUGGACCUAACUACACCGUUCCAGGUGUAUCAACCAUGGCCUCUGAGGCGAUUCGGGGUGGACCAGUCAAUUACAAUUUGGCACCUCCGCCCAUAGCGACACGACCCGAGAAAACCAAAUCAAUCUAUACACAACCCGUUGAUCCAACUGCCGAGGAGAAUUUCGUUCCACAGUCUACCCCCGUUCGAGAGUCCUCCUUACAUCGUGGUCUGGCAACCUCAAACGAUUAUGAGACGGAGCCCUCAACCUCACCACCCUCAGUUCCCCCAACUCAGACCUAUUCACCACCACUUCCCACUGUCCCAGCCGGUACACUGAACACCACCACACCGGCAGAUGACAAGAAUAAUUCGGCAACUGAAGUGCUCGCAGACAACCGAGACAAUGGUAAAGAGGUAUCGGCAACGUUGGAGCGCCAUCCACAGAAAAAGACCCGGCCCAAACUGAGUGAUGAUAAAAUUCAAGAGAAAUUGCGCUUGAUUGUUAGUAUUGGUGAUCCGAAACGGAAAUACAAACGACAAGAAGUCAUCGGUCAGGGAUAUUCCUGCAAGCUUGAACAGGAAGCUGUCACGGGUCCGUACACCGACUUGUCCGUGGCUUUCCCUGUCCCCGCAAUAGUUGAAUGUGUGUGCGCUUAG
Echinostoma caproni is the source of this 2091-nucleotide messenger RNA. The record is from the annotation of a GenBank genome assembly. Lineage: Eukaryota; Metazoa; Platyhelminthes; Trematoda; Plagiorchiida; Echinostomatidae.